Molecule: messenger RNA, 936 nt
Organism: Babesia sp. Xinjiang
Lineage: Eukaryota; Apicomplexa; Aconoidasida; Piroplasmida; Babesiidae
Exons: 1
Coding region: 1-936 (311 amino acids)
Source: RefSeq, a predicted model, not a curated record
AUGAGUAACGUUGUGGGCUGUGAUUCUUCAUUUCCUAAUUCCUCCGACAUGCAGAUGUCUGGUACUACAUUACGCCGCCUAGAAGAUGAAAUUUCAGGAGAGGAGUCGCUGGCGAAAUCCAAGACAGUCGUAAGAGUUCCUGAUGCGGUACAACGCUGUGGCACUACCGCAUCGGAAUGCUCUUCAAUAUCUGAGUCAUCGGAGGCACACCCAGAGCAAGAUUUUGGAUGUACUGAGUACAGUGAACCCGUGGUUGCAGACCAGGAUGAUUCUGUCAACGCAUUUCAACAAGACACUUCGUCAGACUUAGUCAUAUUUGAUUAUGAUGACACCAUACUACCGACCUAUGUCCUUGCAUGCUCGCAGAAAAACUCAUCAGGGCAACUUCUCGACCCUGAAAAGAUAUCGGAUGGGCUAGAACGUCUGACUGAAGCUGUACUAGCUAAUUUGAACAAAGUUAUUCGGAUGGCUAGACUGGUUGUAGUAACAAAUGCUAGUUAUGAUUGGCUCACGCAAAGCUGUGAACGUUAUCUCCCUCGAAUCGCGGAGUUUUUUGCAGAGCAUAGUAUCCGCAUCAUUUCUGCUAGAGAUAGGUUGGAAAACAGCCUUUUAGCGCAGAGGCACUGGAAAUACUUCAUCUUCAUCGAUUUGAUCGAAGAAUAUUUCAUGGAUCAAUUAAAAGGUGCCAUGCCCUUCACUGUUACAUCAAUCGGUGAUGGCGCCGAGGAACGUGAAGCAUGUAUGAAAUUAGCCGCCAUAUUCAAGAACCAAAAGUGGGCUUUCAAGAACUUGAAGUUCUUGACACAACCAACCUUGGGAUGUCUCGUCCAGCAGCAUGUGCUGCUUGCAAAGUCUUUUGACAAUUUCUUCAAUAUGAAGUCAUCGGCUGAUCUUUGCAUUCUAUUUGACAAAAAUAAGUCCCGAAACGAGGCUUAA